AUGGGCCCCUGUACCGCCUCCUCAUGCUGCUGCCAGGCCCGUAAUCUGCCAUGGGCCCCCGUACCGACUCCUCAUGCUGCUGCCAGGCCCGUAAUCUGUCAUGGGCCCCUGUACCGCCUCCUCAUGCUGCUGCCAGGUCCAGAGUGUGUCAUGGGUCCCUGUACGGCCUCCCAUUGCUGCUGUCUCCAUCGCCACACUCUGCCAUGUGCCACUUUCAGGUCUCCUCACACUGCUGGUGGGUUCCAUUUUUUCAUAGGGUGCUGUAUGGCCUCCCAUUGCUGCUGCCUCCACCGCCACACUGUGGCUCCACACUCUGGUUUUGGCCCCGUGACUGCCCAAAUGAGUGAAGUGUGCGGUGAUUCUAAGAUCGACGGCACUCAUCUGCAUGUCAUACUGACUGACAGUAUUAUUUCUCUUCCCCAGCAGACUCCAAGGGCAUUUAAAUUAAAGUACAGUGUUCUGCACUAAUAUAA
Messenger RNA from Staurois parvus, 473 nucleotides. The record is from the annotation of a GenBank genome assembly. Lineage: Eukaryota; Metazoa; Chordata; Amphibia; Anura; Ranidae.